This is a messenger RNA of Vicia faba (fava bean), 762 nucleotides long. The record is from the annotation of a GenBank genome assembly. Lineage: Eukaryota; Viridiplantae; Streptophyta; Magnoliopsida; Fabales; Fabaceae.
AUGGCACAAGGAGAGCUUUUGGUACUUUUCUUUUUGGCAUUGUUGUGCAAGGCGAUUGCUAUAAAAUCACAACCAAGCACAAAAGAGCCUAUUAUUAGCACAAUUGAUGGAAGUUUUUGCUUGAGUUGGAGAUUGGCAGUGGAAACAAAUAAUGAACUUCCAUGGAGAACAGUUCCAAAUAAAUGUUCACAAUAUGUUGAAGAUUACUUGAUCCAUGGACAGUAUGAAAGGGACCUGGAGUUGAUAAUGGAACAAGCUUUGGAUUAUGUGAAUGGUAUAUCCAUUGUUGGAGAUGGCAUGGAUGCUUGGAUUUUGGAUGUUGAUGACACCUGCCUCUCCAACAUCUAUUAUUACAAAAGCAAGAAUUAUGGGUGUGAGCCAUAUGAUCCAGCAGCUUUUAGGACAUGGGCAAUGAGAGGAUGGUGUACAGCCGUUCCUCCUGUAUUAAGGUUAUUUAACAAGUUGAUAGAUAAUGGAUUUAAGGUAAUACUCCUUACUGGAAGAGAUAAAGAGAUACUUGGUCAAGUUACUAUUGACAACUUGCAUAAUCAAAAAUUUAUUGGAUAUCACCGACUCAUUAUGAGGACACCUGUAUAUAAAGGAGAAAGUGCAGUAACAUAUAAAUCAAAUGUAAGAAAGAAUCUCGAAAUGGAAGGUUAUAGAAUAUGGGGUAAUGUGGGAGACCAAUGGAGUGAUCUCCAAGGAUACUCUUGUGGAAACCGUACAUUCAAACUUCCCAAUCCUAUGUAUUUUGUUCCCUAG